AUGGCAUCUCCCGGCUCCGGCUUUUGGUCCUUCGGAUCUGAAGAUGGCUCUGGAGAUCCUGAGAACCCGGGCACAGCGAGAGCCUGGUGCCAGGUGGCCCAAAAGUUCACGGGCGGCAUCGGAAACAAGCUGUGCGCUCUGCUCUACGGAGACUCCGAGAAGCCAGCGGAGAGCAGCGGGAGCGUGACCUCGCGGGCCGCCACCCAGAAGGUCUCCUGCACCUGCGACCAAAAACCCUGCAGCUGCCCCAAAGGGGAUGUCAACUACGCGUUUCUGCACGCAACAGAUCUGCUGCCGGCGUGUGACGGAGAAAGGCCCACUCUGGCAUUUCUGCAAGAUGUUAUGAACAUUUUGCUUCAGUACGUGGUGAAAAGUUUCGAUAGAUCAACUAAAGUGAUCGAUUUCCAUUACCCCAAUGAGCUUCUUCAAGAGUAUAAUUGGGAAUUGGCAGACCAACCGCAAAAUCUGGAGGAAAUUUUGACGCAUUGCCAGACAACUCUAAAAUAUGCAAUUAAAACAGGGCAUCCCCGAUAUUUUAAUCAGUUGUCUACUGGAUUGGAUAUGGUUGGAUUAGCAGCAGACUGGUUGACUUCAACAGCAAACACUAACAUGUUCACCUAUGAGAUCGCCCCUGUCUUUGUGCUGCUAGAAUAUGUUACACUAAAGAAAAUGAGAGAAAUCAUUGGCUGGCCAGGCGGCUCUGGCGAUGGAAUCUUUUCUCCUGGUGGCGCCAUCUCCAACAUGUACGCCAUGCUCAUUGCCCGCUAUAAGAUGUUUCCAGAAGUCAAGGAGAAGGGGAUGGCGGCUGUGCCCAGGCUCAUCGCGUUCACAUCGGAGCAUAGUCACUUUUCUCUCAAGAAGGGAGCUGCAGCCUUAGGGAUCGGAACAGACAGCGUGAUUCUGAUUAAAUGCGACGAGAGAGGGAAAAUGAUCCCAUCUGAUCUUGAAAGAAGAAUCAUUGAAGUCAAACAGAAAGGAUUUGUUCCUUUCCUGGUGAGUGCCACAGCUGGAACCACCGUGUAUGGGGCCUUUGAUCCUCUCUUGGCUGUAGCUGACAUCUGCAAAAAGUAUAAGAUCUGGAUGCACGUGGAUGCUGCUUGGGGUGGAGGGUUGCUGAUGUCCCGGAAACACAAGUGGAAGCUGAGUGGUGUAGAGAGGGCCAACUCUGUGACAUGGAAUCCUCACAAGAUGAUGGGUGUCCCCUUGCAGUGUUCUGCUCUCCUGGUUAGAGAGGAGGGACUGAUGCAGAGCUGCAACCAGAUGCAUGCUUCCUACCUCUUUCAGCAAGAUAAGCACUAUGACCUGUCCUAUGACACAGGAGACAAGGCCUUGCAGUGUGGACGCCAUGUCGAUGUCUUUAAACUAUGGCUCAUGUGGAGAGCAAAGGGGACUACUGGGUUUGAAGCACAUAUUGACAAGUGUUUGGAGCUGGCAGAGUAUUUAUACAAUAUCAUAAAAAACCGAGAAGGAUAUGAGAUGGUGUUUGAUGGGAAGCCUCAGCACACAAAUGUCUGCUUCUGGUUUGUACCUCCAAGUUUGCGCGUUCUGGAAGACAAUGAAGAGAGAAUGAGCCGCCUCUCAAAGGUGGCGCCAGUGAUUAAAGCCAGAAUGAUGGAGUACGGGACCACAAUGGUCAGCUACCAACCCUUAGGAGACAAGGUCAACUUCUUCCGCAUGGUCAUCUCAAACCCUGCAGCAACUCACCAAGACAUUGACUUCCUCAUUGAAGAAAUCGAACGCCUGGGACAAGAUUUGUAA
This is a messenger RNA of Apodemus sylvaticus (European woodmouse), 1758 nucleotides long. It is a transcript of the gene Gad2, whose product is annotated as glutamate decarboxylase 2. The record is from RefSeq and is a predicted model, not a curated record. Gene Ontology annotation, biological process: GABA shunt. Gene Ontology annotation, molecular function: glutamate decarboxylase activity; pyridoxal phosphate binding. The coding region runs from base 1 to 1758 and encodes 585 amino acids. The transcript has 16 exons. NCBI's taxonomy places the organism in Eukaryota, Metazoa, Chordata, Mammalia, Rodentia, Muridae. Gene Ontology annotation, cellular component: cytoplasm.